UUUAUUGGCCAGCGCCGCCAAGCCUCAGGCCCCGGGGGCCGAGAGCUGUGUCAGCCCUGCUGCCAUGGCGUCGUACUUCGAUGAACAUGACUGCGAGCCACUGGACCCCGAGCAUGAGGCCCGAACCAACAUGCUACUGGAGCUCGCAAGGUCACUUUUCAAUAGGAUGGACUUUGAAGACUUGGGGUUGGUAGUCGAUUGGGAUCACCACCUGCCUCCACCUGCUGCCAAGACUGUGGUAGAGAACCUCCCCCGGACAGUCAUCAGUGGCUCACAGGCUGAGCUCAAGUGCCCCGUGUGUCUUUUGGAAUUUGAGGAGGAGGAGACUGCCAUUGAGAUGCCUUGCCAUCACCUCUUCCAUUCCAACUGCAUUCUGCCCUGGCUAAGUAAGACGAAUUCCUGCCCCCUGUGCCGCCAUGAGCUGCCCACUGAUGAUGACACUUAUGAGGAGCACAGACGAGAUAAGGCUCGCAAGCAGCAGCAGAAACAGCGGCUGGAGAGCCUCCAUGGAGCCAUGUACACGUGAGACAGUCGGGGCUGAGCACCAGCUCCCCGCAUCUUCCUCCUGCACCUCAAAUCCUCAUUAAAGGUUUCUUUGCCCAC
Manis pentadactyla (Chinese pangolin) is the source of this 603-nucleotide messenger RNA. It is a transcript of the gene RNF181, whose product is annotated as ring finger protein 181. Gene Ontology annotation, cellular component: cytoplasm. Gene Ontology annotation, biological process: protein ubiquitination. Gene Ontology annotation, molecular function: ubiquitin protein ligase activity. The transcript has 5 exons. The record is from RefSeq and is a predicted model, not a curated record. Bases 65 to 526 code for a protein of 153 amino acids. NCBI's taxonomy places the organism in Eukaryota, Metazoa, Chordata, Mammalia, Pholidota, Manidae.